Messenger RNA from Mytilus trossulus (common blue mussel), 728 nucleotides. RefSeq lists its product as uncharacterized. The transcript is spliced from 2 exons. The record is from RefSeq and is a predicted model, not a curated record. NCBI's taxonomy places the organism in Eukaryota, Metazoa, Mollusca, Bivalvia, Mytilida, Mytilidae. The coding region runs from base 108 to 494 and encodes 128 amino acids.
ACAUUCAUGACACAACCUUGAGAUAGAUUUUCUCUAUUUGAGUAUAAAUAUACAUAGCUUCACUCCAACUUUCCGUUUCAUUAACAGGAUCCUUAUUAGCAGACGACAUGGAGAAACUCAGCAUUGUGCUGGUACUUCUAGUCAUAUUUGUAAAACCCAGUUCAGCCCAAGAAUGCACAGAUAUCAAUGGCUUCCGUAAACAACGACAACUUCAGUGGGAUAACUGUUUAGAUACAUGUAUUUUGGGUCUUUGCUCGUCGCCUUACUGUACGACUCUUGUUAACACGUGUUCGGGAACUUGUAUUCCUACUGCAUUCAGGGCUCCUCCAAGCUGCAGAAAUCGACAGGCUAUAUUACAGGUUAUACAACGUGAGGAUUAUAAAUGGAACAAAUGCAUAACAAAAUGUACUUCCGGAUCAUGCCGUGGCUCCUGUAAAUCUACAACCAUCUGUGGGACUUUAUUUAGGUGUGUUUCAAGAAACUCUUCACUUUGAAUGUUUCAUUGAUGACCAAUGUUUUUUUUUUUAUUAAUUGAUAGGAGUAUUCUUUCCACAAAAUUAAUCAACUACUUAGGUAUUCACCAUUUGAUUAGACCAAAUAUAAUUUUACAGAUAUAAAAACCGCACAGAUGAACAAUUGGGAUCCCGCUAACAUGUUUAACCCCGCCACAUUCUGUAUGUAUGUUCCUGUCCAAAGUCAUGAGCCUGUAGUUCCGUGGUUGUCGUUUG